Antrostomus carolinensis (chuck-will's-widow) is the source of this 635-nucleotide messenger RNA. RefSeq names its product aquaporin-7. The annotation marks the transcript as partial. The transcript has 4 exons. The record is from RefSeq and is a predicted model, not a curated record. Gene Ontology annotation, cellular component: plasma membrane; basolateral plasma membrane. Gene Ontology annotation, biological process: water transport; glycerol transmembrane transport. NCBI's taxonomy places the organism in Eukaryota, Metazoa, Chordata, Aves, Caprimulgiformes, Caprimulgidae. Gene Ontology annotation, molecular function: water channel activity; glycerol channel activity; urea transmembrane transporter activity.
GAGCUCAUCUGAAUGCUGCCAUCACCCUCACACACUGCAUUAUAGGAAACCUCCCCUGGAGAAAGCUCCCAGCUUAUCUCAUCGGCCAGUUCCUGGGAUCCUUUACUGCCGCAGCCACCGUCUUUGGCCUCUACUACGAUGCUCUGUACGACUACACCAAGGGGAACUUUACAGUGACAGGACCAACUGCCACGGCUUCGAUCUUCUCCACUUACCCCUCUCCCUGUGUAUCCUUGCUGGGGGCCUUCUUCAGCGAGUUUUUGGCAACAGUGAUGCUGGUCCUGGGCAUUCUGAUCAUCCACGAUGAGAAAAACAAUGGAGCCCUCAAAGGCACGCAGGCCCUGCUCACGGGUAUCCUGGUGCUGGGCAUUGGCCUGGGGAUGGGGAUGAACACAGGCUACGCCAUAAACCCCUCUCGGGACCUUCCCCCCAGGAUCUUCACGGCAAUUGCUGGCUGGGGAACUGACGUCUUCCGGGCUGGACAUUACUGGUGGUGGGUCCCAAUCAUAGCUCCAACACUGGGAAGUCUUGCUGGUGUUUUAAUCCACAAACUCUUCAUUGAUUUUCACAACCAACCUGUCCCAGAAAGUGGAAACGUGAAAGGACAGCCAGUUGUGGAGACUUCUACGCUGUGA